This is a messenger RNA of Amaranthus tricolor (Joseph's coat), 1774 nucleotides long. Its product is annotated as probable serine/threonine-protein kinase PBL5. Gene Ontology annotation, biological process: protein phosphorylation. The coding region runs from base 224 to 1519 and encodes 431 amino acids. Gene Ontology annotation, molecular function: protein kinase activity; ATP binding. The transcript is spliced from 5 exons. The record is from RefSeq and is a predicted model, not a curated record. NCBI's taxonomy places the organism in Eukaryota, Viridiplantae, Streptophyta, Magnoliopsida, Caryophyllales, Amaranthaceae.
GUUUAUAGAAAGAGAAACAAUAGAAGCAAGACAGAGAAAGAUUGUCAUUUAUUUGAUUUUUUAAGAAGUUGAAAACAGGGGUUUUUUAAGGGGUUUUUCUUUUACUUUUACUUAUUAUAAGGAGAGAUUGUCAUUCAUUCCUCAAUUUUGUUUUAGUUUUAAGUUUUCUGUCUCUUCUCUGUUUGAUUGUUUUCAAGAUUACACACAUUCAAGAAUUAACAAUAUGAGUUGUUUUUUAGACUGUUUGGGAAAGUCUAGCAAGAAGAAGAUAAAAGAAAACCCUAAUCAUAAUUCUAAAGAAAAUCCCAAUUCUAAUUAUUCAAAUAAACCUGACGAUCCUACAUCUUCUACUUCAGAUGAAUCUGCUGCUAUGCAACAAUUGGCUUUUAGAAGAGAUGUAAAUAUGAGGCAGGAAGAGACCGGGGAAGUGGCCUCAUCUUCGGGCGUUAGAGAAUCAUCGGUUUUUAUGGGUAUUAGUGGGGCAGGUGUUUCGGGUAGCACCAAAGCGCGGACAUUUACAUAUUUUGAACUUGUGGAGGCAACGAAUAAUUUUCGAUCAGGCUUUCUAGGCGAGGGUGGCUUUGGCAAAGUGUAUAAAGGCAAAUUGUUAGAUACUAGUGAGGUGGUUGCUAUCAAGCAGCUUGAUCGUAAUGGAGUGCAGGGCAUCCGGGAGUUUGUUGUUGAAGUACUAACACUUAGUAUGGUAGAUCACCCGAAUCUUGUGAAGUUGAUUGGAUACUGUGCAGAGGGUUCUCAGAGGCUUUUGGUGUACGAGUACAUGCCACUCGGAUCCUUGGAAACCCAUCUACAUGACCUACGACUUAAUCAGAUGCCUCUCGACUGGAAUACAAGGAUGACAAUUGCCGCUGGGGCAGCGAGGGGCUUAGAGUAUUUGCACGACAAGAUGAAGCCACCUGUAAUAUACCGUGACUUGAAAUGCUCCAACAUCUUGCUUGGUGAGGGCUAUCACCCGAAACUAUCAGAUUUUGGGUUAGCCAAAGUGGGUCCCGUUGGGGAUAAGACCCAUGUCUCCACUCGGGUGAUGGGCACUUAUGGUUACUGUGCACCCGAUUAUGCAAUGACUGGUCAGCUGACGUUCAAGUCGGAUAUAUACAGUUUUGGUGUCGUUCUGUUGGAGCUUAUUACAGGACGAAAAGCAAUUGAGAUGAAUGGUGGCCGAGAACAGAAUCUGGUUGCCUGGGCUAGACCGAUGUUCAGUGAUCGCAGAAAAUUUUCACUAAUGGCAGAUCCAGCACUUGAAGGUCAAUAUCCCACAAGAGGAUUAUAUCAAGCUCUUGCAAUUGCAGCAAUGUGUGUUCAGGAGCAGCCUAAUAUGAGGCCUCUUGUAGGCGAUGUGGUAACCGCUCUAAAUUACAUUGUUUCUCAAAAAUACGAUCCUCAUGCACAAUCUUCUCAUCAUCGUAGAACCCCAUCUUCCCCCGGUGUUAAAAAGGAUUACGGUAGCAACAGUAAGAUGCCUGUUUCUGGAGACAAGCAAAGUAGUGAUUCGGAAGACUAAAAGACGGAAAAUCAAAUACAGCCCGAUAAUUCUUACAUAUGAAACGCUUAUUCUUUGAUAUUGUUGAUACUUGAUACAAUCGAAUGCGUUCUGUUAUCGAAUUUUGUAAUGAGCCGGUAACAAAAUGCGCGAUUUCAUACAAAUUGACAUUGCAGAAAAUGAAUGUCUAAUCUUCUUUUUAGUCCCUCCUCUCUGUUGUGUACAUCUGAGCUGUGGAUUUUUUUUGCCCAAUCCUUAAAGUUCGCCAUCCCUUUU